Symsagittifera roscoffensis is the source of this 2370-nucleotide messenger RNA. RefSeq lists its product as uncharacterized. The coding region runs from base 70 to 2229 and encodes 719 amino acids. NCBI's taxonomy places the organism in Eukaryota, Metazoa, Xenacoelomorpha, Acoela, Convolutidae. Gene Ontology annotation, molecular function: histone binding. Gene Ontology annotation, biological process: positive regulation of transcription by RNA polymerase II; DNA damage checkpoint signaling. Gene Ontology annotation, cellular component: nucleus. The record is from RefSeq and is a predicted model, not a curated record. The transcript has 12 exons.
ACAAAUUUAUUAAAUAGAAGAGUAAAUGAUGCGGUCAGAGGUGUCCUAAGAAGAGUUAUUGGUGAUGAAAUGGAGGAAGACAAAAUUCUUCACAUGAGUUUUUGCAAAAGUGUGUGUCCGCUGCCUGAACAACCGGCCCAUUCAAAUGUGUUCACAACCUCUAAGAUGGAUCUAUGCUUGUCGCAUUUGAAUGUCGUUACUUCUACUCAGAAUCUUGACCAGUCGUCUUUUACGCCGACGAUAGAUGGAAGUGCAGACGGUCAUCAAAACAGUCACAAUGACAAGACUCCUCCUCAUUCGGACACCAAAUCAGACUGUUCUUUUGCCAGAUUACACAAUUACGAAACGAGAGCGAAACUCAAAGCUAUGAAAGCAUUGAUAUCAAAAAUGAUGGGUGACCAAAACCGAAACGAAGUCCUGAAACCAUAUGGAGAGUUGUGCAAAGUGGUGGAAUUGUGCUCAUGGUUUGUCCAUUUUGUGGAUAGUUUGGAGAAGUCGGAUAGCUACAAUGCGGAUGUUUCUAGUAUCUCAGAGGAAUCACAGGAAUCAGUUUCGAGAAUCAAAAUUCAAAGGAAAAGAAGCGUGAAAGAAGAAAUGAACCACCUUCAAGAUACGAGUCCCAGUUUAGCACCUGUGGCUGAAGAGACCUUCUACACUUCCGAGAACAGUGGGGGUGCAUCUUUGGAUGGGGGCAAUUUAGUGUAUGCUCCCUGGGUUGACAGGUACUACUAUCCGGCCGAGAUCAAACGAGUAGAAAACGCACCUAAAGAUUCAGCAAAGAAACAUCAACAAUGCACUGUGGUUUAUCACGAACCAGAAUCGACUGAAACUGAUGCAGACCCACAGUCUCUAAAAGACAAUGAAAUACCUCGCAAGCAAGUUCACUACAAGCGAAUAUUCAACCAUGAAAAAUUACCAGUUAGUUCAGUUGUUCACGCCCAGAAAGAUCCGAAUGACUGCACGAGUUUCGAAAGGGGAGUUAUUACUCAGGUUAUGGGCAGUUGCUUCGACCGGACGUUGGCGAAGUUCAACUAUGCAUAUAUGGUGUUGUUUGAAGAGUCGCAGGAGGUUUUGCCGAUGAAAAGAGACCAGGUAAUAAUUGAACUGCAGAACCUCAAAUCAGUGAUGACAAAAUUGUCCCAAGAGAAGAUUCUGUCUCCGAGUCCUAAGAUCAACCUCAUGUUCAAGAGUCUCAGUCUGGAUGCGAAGGACGAAAGGUGGAAGACAAAAUACAAUCCAGCUGACGAUCCAUUUCGGAGACCUUUGCCACCGCCAAUUCACGAACAUGACUUUGUAUCGAAAGAAGACAGCAAAAAAAUGGGAACACCUAGAACUCCAAAGCUGAAGGAGCUAAAAAGAACCAGCAUUGAUCGAUUACUUUCGGACUCGACAGAACAAGCGCUGUCUGCAAAGAAAACUCAUAAGAUUUUCACUGGAGUGUCUUUCAUGCUUACAGGGUACAAGUACAGUAACGAUACUUUCCUAAUGGACGCUUCUUCAUCUGUCAAACAAUCUUGCGAAAGAGAAAUGAGACCAUCUGUAGCAUCUGAUACUAGGAGAAGUUUAGAUCUGUUUGAGGAUACAAACGAAGAUGAAGACGAAGAAUUGGAGCGUGAUGAGAAUUUAGAGCCAGAAAAUGUCUCCGAUCCAGAACUGGUCGAACUCAUUUCCAGUAAUGGAGGUCGAAUUGUACAGCUUGCGGAGGAUUUGGACAAAAAACUCAUAGGCAAAGUGUUUUUACUGGCUCCUAAAUAUGUCCCAACCGUCAACUACCUAUCCGCUUUGGCACUCAAUAUACCAUGCAUAUCAGGAAAAAGAUUCGUCCAAGACAGUAUUUCGGCCAUGAAACUCGUCGACGAAUCGCACUAUGUUUUACCGUCUGGAAUCGACCGAAAAACAGGCGAUUUUAUCGAAUGGCGAAAACCGCAUAGUAGAUCACGUGUUUUUGAUGGUAUCACGUUUUUCCUACCAGUUUCGAUUGGAACAAAUCAUUGUUUGUCGACUGUGUUGAAGUUAUCAGGCGCUGAUGUUGCGUUUAGAGAAAGAUUUACACGGUCACAGUUAGAAAUCGGCCAAUGUUUUGCAAUUGCAACUGACGAAAUGUUAUUUUCGCAAGAAGUUAAAUCGACUUUUGAAGCGAAUUCUGUGCCUGUUGUUAAUGUGAAUUAUAUUGUGGAUUGUUUGGCGUAUGGAAGAAAACUGGAGUUUUUUGAAUAUUUAGUUGAUUGAAUUCAAUUGAUAUUUAUGAAACAUUUAUUGAGAUAUUUACAAAUAGUUGAAAACUUUGAUGUGUAAGUCGCUUUUUUAGUCAUGUGAUGAUAUUUUGAGUUUUAAAAUUUGCUUUUAUGUUCUGCUUGAAUUUACAGAAGA